AUGUCCCUUCCCCCGGAAGUCGAGGCCUCGUACACGGCCAUCAUCGACGAUAUCCUGGCCCACAGCGAUCUCAACACCGUCUCCGCCAAACGCAUUCGCAAGGGCCUCCAGGCCAAGGUCGACUACGACAUCACGCCCCAAAAGGAUGCCAUCACCGAGCUGAUCAUGGCGCGCUUCGACAAGGCCAACAACGACCGCAACGCCGCACAGCCUGGCGACGUUGAGCCCGCACCCACCACAUCCAAUGGCCAGCACGAGAGCACUGGCUCUGCUGCAUCCAGUCCCUCGUCUUCGCCCUCCAAGAAGCGUGCAGAGCCCAGCGCCGGCGAAUCGGAUCUGUCAGACGUCGAGUCGACGCCUCCCAAGAAAAAGCACAAGAAGAGCGCCUCUGUCGAGGAUGACGCAGCUUUUGCAGCCAGGCUGCAGGCCGAGGAGAACGGGCGAGCAAGGUCUACACGGGGCGGCGGUGCGGGCAGGAAGAAGACGCCCGUCAAGAAGAAGACCGAAAGCCGCAAAAAGAAGAGCCGGGCCAAGGUCAAUUCCGACGACGACAGCGAGCUCGGCACCGGCGACGAGAAGAAGGAGGUCAAACGGACCGGCGGCUUCCAUAAACCAAUGACCCUGUCCGCACCGCUCUCCGACCUCCUAGGCGAGACCCAGCUCUCGCGCCCGCAGUGUGUCAAGAAGAUAUGGGAGUACGUCAAGGAGCGCGACCUGCAAGACCCGACCGACAAGCGCCAGAUUCGCUGCGAUGAAGCCAUGCGCGCCGUCUUCAAGCAGGACCGCGUCCACAUGUUCACCAUGAACAAGAUACUGAACCAGAACCUGUACGCACAGGACGAGUGA
Molecule: messenger RNA, 846 nt
Organism: Aplosporella prunicola CBS 121167
Lineage: Eukaryota; Fungi; Ascomycota; Dothideomycetes; Botryosphaeriales; Aplosporellaceae
Exons: 4
Coding region: 1-846 (281 amino acids)
Biological process (GO): nucleolar large rRNA transcription by RNA polymerase I; transcription initiation at RNA polymerase I promoter
Cellular component (GO): nucleus; RNA polymerase I upstream activating factor complex
Molecular function (GO): RNA polymerase I cis-regulatory region sequence-specific DNA binding
Source: RefSeq, a predicted model, not a curated record